AUGACAUCACCGUUUGUGGUUUUGGUGUCCGCCAUAGGCCAAGCUGUGGUGACAGGACACACCCAACCAAGUGUUGAGAACUUGAAGCAGAUUAUCAACGACCAUCGUCCUAAACUGGAUCACUAUGAGUCGGUCUACAAAAAUCUGCACAGCCGUCCUGAACUUGGUUGUAUGGAAUCGGAAACCGCAGGGGUCGCCGCAGAGCAUCUAAAGAACCUUGGAUUCGAGGUCCAUGAAGGCAUUGGCGGUCAUGGACUCGCCGGUGUGUUCAAAAAUGGAUCCGGACGUACAAUACUCCUUCGAGCAGACAUGGACGCCCUCGCCAUUCUCGAGGAGACGGGUCUUUCUUAUGCUAGUAGGGCCCGUAUGAUAGAUGACCAAGGUGUAGACCAGCCCGUCUCACAUGCUUGCGGUCAUGACACUCAUGUUACCUGUCUGAUGGCGGCUGCCACUCUCCUCCACUCCGCAAAAUCGAGCUGGAAAGGCACAUUGAUCUGUCUUUUUCAACCAGAUGAAGAGCAUGGCGCCGGGGCACAGGCUAUGGUCGAUGACGGCCUCUACAAGAAGAUUCCCAAACCAGACAUCGUUCUCGGCCAACAUGUGACACCUGUACGAUCAGGUGUAGUUGCAACUCGGUCUGGCCCAUGCAUGUCUGCCGCUGAUUCGUUCAAUGUCACAAUAUUUGGACGCGGAGGACAUGGCAGCCAACCUCAGAACACAGUUGACCCUGUCCUAAUUGCCAGUCAUGUUAUUAUUCGGCUUCAGAGCAUUGUGAGCCGCGAGGUCAAACCAGGCGAGAUCGCAGUUAUCACAUGUGGCAGUAUUCAUGGUGGUGGCACAGGAAAUGUCAUUCCCGAUCAAGUGGACCUCAAACUCAAUAUCCGCACUUAUACUCCUGAAGUACGGAGUCAAGUACUGGCCUCGAUGAAGCGAAUCAUUGAAUCCGAAUGCGAGGCGUCCGGGGCUGAGAGGAAGCCAGUUAUAACGGCAACAGACAGCUUCCCAUUGACAGAUAAUGAUCAAGGGCUCACAGAUACUCUUACUUCGGCGUUCCAGUCCUAUUUCGGGGCCGACAACGUCUGGGAUAUGGGAAGGGCCACCGCAAGUGAGGAUGUCUCGAUUUUGGCCACUUCAAUAGGUGUUCCAUACUCGUAUUGGAACUUUGGAGGUACAGAUGAGGAUAAAUGGGAGGAUGCUGUGCGUAAAGGAAAGGUUACGAGUUUGAUUCCCGGUAACCACAGCUCACUAUUUGCGCCUGUUAUAGAGCCUACUCUUAGGACUGGCAUAGACGCAAUAUCAUUGGCGGCGUUGACAUUCUUGACCUAG
Venustampulla echinocandica is the source of this 1326-nucleotide messenger RNA. RefSeq lists its product as uncharacterized. The record is from RefSeq and is a predicted model, not a curated record. Bases 1 to 1326 code for a protein of 441 amino acids. The transcript has 2 exons. Gene Ontology annotation, molecular function: hydrolase activity. Lineage: Eukaryota; Fungi; Ascomycota; Leotiomycetes; Helotiales; Pleuroascaceae.